Molecule: messenger RNA, 780 nt
Organism: Entamoeba invadens IP1
Lineage: Eukaryota; Evosea; Mastigamoebida; Endamoebidae
Exons: 2
Coding region: 1-780 (259 amino acids)
Source: RefSeq, a predicted model, not a curated record
AUGAGAACACAAGUUUUUGUCAACAGAAAUGGUUUUGCAGUCCACGUACAAGAGUCCACACCCGCAUCAGUACACGACUCGACUUCUGUAAAACAGGAUUUGUUAAACGUUUUGUUUUAUGGAAACAAAUUGUUUCUUGGUGAUGGGGGAUACGCUGGAUGCUGCAAUUUCGAUGCAACCACGUUAUUGAAGGUAGAAGGUUUACAAGAAAAAUUACAAGGAAGAUUUUCUGGUUUGAUUGUCCAAGGUGUGUUUACUGGCAAAUUUGAGAGUACCUCUGGUUUGAAUAAAGUGUGUUUUUCCAAAUGUGUAUUUAAAACAAACUACAACAUUGAUGACAACAAUGAAUUUUCGUUUGUCAAUAAUGGUGUUGUAAAGAAAGGGUCGCUUAAUGGAAUCUCUCAAUUCAAUAACACCAAAUUUAAAGGACAAUUAUUGAAGGUUUAUCAUGGUAAAGUCUUACUUGAACUUAGAAACUCGUUUAUUUCGAGUUGUAGAAUUGUGGUUGAAAAUCACUUUGCUCGUUUGGUCACCUAUUUUCCAAGAAUGGAUGCAGUUUGGAACAACAAUUUAACCAUUUACAAACUCUCAGUCCAAAUUUGUCAUGGUCUAACAAACUAUUUAAUUUCUUUAAAACCUUUGAGAGACCCCAUUGGUGAUGAAACAAAAUUGCCAAAAACGGCAAAGAAAUGUCUCCAAAUUUUGAAUAGAGUUGAAGAAAUAAACUAUUCAACUGAAAGUGAUGACUGUUUCCUUUUUGAUGAAAGUAAAAUCAUUUGA